AUGAAACUUAAACUGUUUUUGAGCCGUACGAUCCGAACGUUUAAAGCCGCGUUUAAGCAUAAUUUAAAACCUAAAUUCGGUAAUUCCAAUAGUUUAGCCCAACUUGUAGAUAAUGAAAUUCCACUCUCCCAAAUGGAUGUACCUGCAAAUCAACUAUCGGGAACAGGCACAAGAUCUGCAUCAAAUGCGAUUACAAACUCUAUGAGACAAUUCCGACAUCAUAAACAACGAGUCAAUGCAAAUGAUUCGAAUAAUGAGGACGAUAAUUUAGGUAAUAUGGAUUACCUGGCAGAUGAUAUAGAUGAUCCGGAUGUAGUUGUGGUCGGUAACACUGAAGUGGUAGCUGCAGUAGCCGCAAUUGCAGCAACAAACCGUGCGCGUGAAAGACACAAUCUUUCUGGCAGUUACAAUAAUUUAUUUAACGCUGAAUAUGACACAAACAUAUCGCCCACAUCACCAAUUAGUGAUACGUCAAUUGCAAUAGAUCCAUUGUCAGUUGAUGACGCACAACGCAUCUCUAAUCAGAUUUCACCCACCGCAAAAGUUUUACUGGCAGCUGCUGCAGCAGAACAACAACAUCAUAGCAACCACAGAUUAGCCAAAUCCAUAUCACAAACAGAAAAUAUGUACUGCAAUGUGCCGAAUGUAGCUGUAGUGGAUCAAGAAAAUCAUAUAGUGAAUAAUACAAACGAUUCCGCUGCUUUGCAUGUUUAUUCGAAUUUAAUAGAUGAAAGGCACCAACAACAACAACAAAACUUGCCGGAGCAGCAGCAGACACAACAUAUCGUGAACACAACAGCUGUGCUACCUUCCACAUUGCUAAGUGAUGAUCUCGAUUUGGAUGAUCCAGUCAGUGCGUCUUUUGUCGCUAAUGUCAAUAGCAAUUCAACACAAACACGUCAUUUUACGAAACGUAAAAACAACAUUGGGACAGAAGUUAAGCCUGCCGCUGAUGUGGCCGAAUUGGUGGUCACUAAUAAAAUGUAUACUUCAAGUGGUCAUGUGACCAACGAUACCUUAUCACCGAGUCGUUUGCGUUUAUUGCACGAUACUACUAUGAUUGACACCGCUCUUGAUUUAGACAGUCUAGAUGGUUCGUCGUUGGGCAACAACUCACAGACUUGCCUGGUCAAAACAGUGCAAACUAAAAAAACAUAAUUAAAAUGCUAAUGAAGUCCUUAAAGCUCUUCAGCCAAGUUUAGUAAACCUAAUAGCUGCCUCAAACGGAUAUAAGCGUUUUUGCAUGUUAACGCGAUUUUAUUUUAAAAACUCUUGUACAUACUUGCCUUGCCGCAUUAGUUUUAUUAAUAAUUUAUAAAAAUAUUUUAAGGUUUUUAAUUUACUGUUGAUCUUAA
Teleopsis dalmanni is the source of this 1355-nucleotide messenger RNA. Its product is annotated as palmitoyltransferase app-like. Bases 1 to 1158 code for a protein of 385 amino acids. The record is from RefSeq and is a predicted model, not a curated record. Lineage: Eukaryota; Metazoa; Arthropoda; Insecta; Diptera; Diopsidae. The transcript is spliced from 2 exons.